AGCAGCAGUUUCCUAAGCCCAGGAAAGAAGCAGAUGAUAUGGCAGCUUUGUGAGCGGCCAGGUGGAACUCGCUUUUGUUUGAUCGGGCUGACAGCGGAUCAUGAGCACACUCUAACCCGCACACCACAGCGGGGAUCCCGGUACAAAAAUGAUAUAUCUGAUAUUAAUUUCUGCCUUUUCCGGGGCAGUCGUGACGGUCCUUUUGCAGCUCUUACUGCUAUACCGGAGGAGCCCCGAGCCUAUCGCGAGGACAGUGCAAUAUGUCAAAGCGGUUCCUGAUCCAGCACUGAAGGAUUACUUUAGCAAUCAACAAGCCGAACCAACGCAGCAACAACAAGAAAUCGCAUCAUCUGCCUCCAAACAACCAGAGGCAGGGUCUCCCAAACAGCAAGACGCCACUGUCUCCGGUAGCAGCCCCAAACAACAGCCGCCCUCGCCACCACCUUGUCAAAGCGACCCCCAGCAUACGUCCAAAGCGGAGACGUGCGACUUUCUCAACGCAAUAAUUCUGUUUUUGUUCCGCGAGCUGCGUGACACUCCUGUGGUCCGACACUGGAUCACCAAAAAGAUCAAGGUGGAGUUUGAGGAGCUCCUCCAAACCAAGACAGCCGGCCGUUUGCUAGAGGGUCUCAGUCUGCGGGAUAUAUCCCUGGGCAACUCGGUGCCCGUCUUCAAAACAGCCAAACUCAUGAAGCCUGUGGCUGUCAAUGAGGACAACAUGCCAGAAGAGCUCAAUUUCGAGGUUGACUUAGAAUAUAACGGCGGAUUUCAUCUGGCCAUCGAUGUAGAUUUAGUGUUUGGCAAAUCUGCGUAUCUGUUUGUCAAAAUGACCCGAGUGGCGGGCAGGUUGAAGCUGCAGUUCACCCGUAUGCCUUUCACGCACUGGUCCUUCUCCUUCCUAGAGGACCCGCUCAUAGACUUCGAGGUAAAGUCUCAGUUUGAGGGUCGCCCUCUGCCCCAGCUCACCUCCAUCAUAGUGAACCAGCUCAAGAGAGUUAUCAAGAGGAAGCACACCUUACCAAAUUAUAAAAUAAGGUACAAACCCUUUUUUCCCUUCCAAGUGCAGCCACCUCUGGUGUCAUCAUGUGACCUGGACAUGUCCAUCCAAAACACCCUGUUGGUAGAGGGACGUCUGCGGGUCACACUUGUUGAAUGUAGCAGGUUAUUUAUCCUGGGGUCAUAUGAAAGAGAGACGUAUGUUCACUGCACCUUAGAGCUUAGUGACAACGAAUGGAGAGAAAAAACCCGGAGCUCUAUUAAAGAGCAACAGACAGAGGAUGAAUGGAGUAUAGCUUCACAUUUUUUCUCACCAAAGUCGUUCCCUCCAUCGACCUGCACCGCGCAGCAGUCACACAUCUACCGAUGCCCAUUUCCAGCCCUCUUCAAUACUGAGGUUAUUAAAGGGCCGUCUGGUAGCGUGGGAAUGACGUUCAGACAUGUGCCGGCUACUGAUGGUGACACAGUGCAUGUGAGCAUAGAGACCGUCACCCCAAAUUCUCCAGCUGCCCUGGCGGACUUACAGAGAGGAGAUCGCCUCAUUGCUAUUGGAGGAGUCAAAGUGACGUCCUCUGUUCAAGUGCCGAAGCUGCUUAAACAAGCUGGAGAGAGAGUGCUAGUCUUAUAUGAGAGGCCGGUCCGGCACCAGGUGCCUAGUGUAAGUUUGGGGCAGAUUCAGGAACCCCUAGGGCCCAUGGAGGAAUCCAACUAUCUUCCUCAGCCUGGGGCCUGUGAGGAGGACCCAGCCCCAAUAACCACCUUGGACAUUUCUGAUAACAGAGACAAUGACUCUGAAUUUGAGGAGCUGAUUGUGGAUUCCAAACCAAGUGGUGCUUCAAUCAGUGUUGACACUAAGGAGGAUUUCCUGCUCUCUGUAAACCAAAGCCCUAAAAAGACUGUGGCCAACCUGGCCAAGCCCCUUGGUUCCAUCUCGCCAAUUCUCAACCGCAGACUGAACCUUCAGUCCCCACUCAAGCCCCAACCCAAAGAAUCACCAAAGCCGGCAACUCCCAAGACUGCUGAACCUUCUGAACAGCCACAGAGACCAACAGUGCCCCCUCCUCCACCACCUGCACGGCCUCCUGUCCCUCCCAGGCCCCAAAUAAAGGUCACAUCAGCCUCCUCAGAAACCCAAAACCUGGUGGAAGGCAAUGAGCCUGCAGUCGAGAAAAGUCCUGAGAAAACACUGUUUAGUGCUAGCAAUGGGGACAAACCAGCAGAGACAAAGUCUGUGAGUAAACAACCAGAUCCUGCUGAGGAGAUCCCAAGUUCUCCUGCCACUACCAAGCAAGAUUCAGCCAAAGACAAGAUAUCUGAGAGCUCCUACAACACUAGGGACAGUCUAGACGAACAGGGUCUCUGGGAAUCACCUGAGACCAUGUACCGCAACAGAUUUGCUCGUUGGAAUAAAGCAUCAAUGGUUUUCGAGGUGGAAAGCAACCACAAAUUCCUUAAUGUAGCACUUUGGUGCAAGGAUCCCUUCAAGCUCGGUAGUCUCUUGUGUUUGGGCCAUGUCAGCUUGCACUUAGAACACAUUGCACUGGAAUGCUUAUCUACAUCGUCUGCUGAAUAUCAAAGCACCUUCCGUAUAUGUGCCCCUGAACCAAGGGCCAGUGUCAGCCGUACGGCUUUGCGCAACUUGAGCACUCACAAAGGUUUCAAUGAGAAACUGUGCUACGGAGACGUCACGCUCAACUUCAUCUACCUAGGAGAUGGGGAGUCGGACUCGGCCAGUGGACUGACAGAACGUGAACGAGAGGGGAGUCUUCAGGAAGAGGAGUUUAGGGACAGAGAAAGGGAGCAGGUGCUCAUGGUAACCCGGGACGAUCACAGCAACAGCAGCAUGCAGUUUGGAGACAUGCGGCACAAUUUUCAAGACACUCAGUUCCAGAAUCCCACUUGGUGUGAUUAUUGCAAAAAGAAAGUGUGGACCAAGGCUGCUUCACAGUGCAUGAUUUGUGCUUAUGUCUGUCAUAAGAAGUGUCAGGAGAAGUGCCUAACUGAGCACCCUCGCUGCCUAGCAACCUCAGACCGACGUGGGGCAGAUCCUGAGGCAAAAUCCACAAUCAACCGGGCUACCACAGGCCUCACGCGUCACAUUAUUAAUACCAGCUCCCGUCUCCUCAAUCUGAGGCAGGUGCCUAAAGCAAGGCUUGCAGAACAGGUUGCAGAAAUGGGACCAUUGGUGGUAGAACCUUCUCCAAAGCAUACGCCUAACACGUCCGACAAUGAGAGUAGUGACACGGAGACCUAUACUGGGGCAAGUCCUUCCAAACAACCACCUGGCAGCAGCAGCUCAAAACUGGCACGCAAGGAAGGUGGACUGGACGACAGCGUAUUUAUCGCCGUCAAAGAGAUUGGUAGAGAUCUUUACCGUGGGCUUCCCACAGAUGAACGCUCACAGAAGCUGGAGCUUAUGUUGGACAAGUUGCAGCAGGAAAUUGACCAGGAGUUGGAGCAUAACAACUCUCUGAUAGGGGAAGAACGAGAGACGAUCGAUGCCCGACGCAAGGCCCUUCUUUCUGCGGCUCUGACCAAGUCUGGUGAACGUCUCCAAGCUUUGACUCUGCUCAUGAUUCACUACCGUGCUGGCAUUGAAGAUUUAGAAUCUGUAGAAAGCACCUCACCGUCUGAGCAGCAUGGCUUUCCGAAGGUGAAAGCUGAAGGUCUGGAGGAUGCUCUGAUGGGCGCAGAAGUGUAUGACAGUGACAUUUGCAAUCCAAUUGAUGGUCAGGUGCUGGAUGAGAUUUCAGAGGAGCAGAUCUGUGUAGAGGCAUUACCAUAGAAAGACAAAGGGUGCCAGGGGCUUGAGACUCAAAAACAUAGGAUUUUUCUCAUGUAUGACAUAGAUUAAGAAUGACAUGUGAACAUCACACAGGUGAAUGUAAAUGUGAGUUUUACAAAAGUAUUCUUGGAAAUUUACCAGAAUAUUAUUGAAAUAUAAUAUAAUUUGAAGAGUUUUGUCAGUGUGAGCAGUUUACCAAUUAUUUUUACUUUUUAAUUUUUUUUUAAUAAAUAUUGUUUUUCACA
Molecule: messenger RNA, 4026 nt
Organism: Paramisgurnus dabryanus
Lineage: Eukaryota; Metazoa; Chordata; Actinopteri; Cypriniformes; Cobitidae
Gene: pdzd8
Product: PDZ domain containing 8
Biological process (GO): mitochondrial calcium ion homeostasis
Cellular component (GO): mitochondria-associated endoplasmic reticulum membrane contact site
Molecular function (GO): protein binding; lipid binding
Source: RefSeq, a predicted model, not a curated record